AUGAGCGUGCCGAUCCCUGGGAAAUCGUCAUGGCCGGAACUGGUGGGCGUGAAUGCCACGCUGGCAGCGACAGCGAUCGCCCACGACAGGCCGGACGUGGCCGUGGAGGUGCUCCCGCCGGGGGCACCGGUCAUCCCGGACUUCAACCCCGCGCGCGUCCGCGUCUUCAUCGACAACAACAACCUUGUCGCCAAGGUCCCCGUCAUAGGCUAG
Molecule: messenger RNA, 213 nt
Organism: Miscanthus lutarioriparius
Lineage: Eukaryota; Viridiplantae; Streptophyta; Magnoliopsida; Poales; Poaceae
Source: the annotation of a GenBank genome assembly